AUGGUGGAGGCUGUAUCGAAGGCAGUGGCGGGGACACUGUAUAAUUUUAAGAAAAGGUCAGAGAGCCUAUUUCCUUGGUGUGUUGCUGAGGAAACUAACACCCUUUCUUUCCCGUGGCGUGUUGCAGGCUGCCAGUUCUACCCGGCGGGCGAGUACUUGCGCUUCGUGCGCGUGCCGGAGAACGUGCCCGUGGGCGGCGAGGUGCUGCAGGUGGAGGUGCACCCGCGCCGCAACCUCACGCUGCAGCCCGUCGACAAGGCGGAAGAUGCUCGCUUCUUCACGGUGCAAGCAGUAAACAGCAACGUGGUCUCAGUGUUGCUGGCGCGACCGCUAGAGGCGUUAGUAGACAGCGAGAAUCCACAGAACGUUCUGAAGUUCAGACUCGUCUGUGAUUACAACGACGAUGAAGACACGCAGAUUUCUUCGUACCUUUCGGUGACUGUGUACGUUGAGGACAUCAACGAUCACGCUCCAGAGUUCGUGGACGCACCGUACCAUGUCACUGUGGACGAGCUUACGCCCACAGGUCUCACUAUUUUCCGCGGCAUUCACGCUGUGGACCGUGAUAAGCCCAACACGCCAAAUUCCGACGUCCAGUACACCAUCGUGUCCGGCAACGAAGAAGGGAAGUUCGGCUUGGAGAGCAGCCAUCGCGCAGCGCUGGAUCGAGGUUCACCGCCUCGUAACUCCACGACUACAAUUACAGUUGUGGUUUUGGACAAUGAUGAUCUCAGUCCUAAGUUUGCCAGAGACACAUACAGAACUCAAGUGACUGAGUUCUAUCCAUUAACUGGAGAACGCAUUCAUCAAGAACUGAAGUUCAAUCCUCCAAUCCUUGCAUUUGAUCAAGAUUUAGCAUUAGAUGUGCCUGUUAGAUAUGAUAUAAUUGCAGGAAAUGAACGACACUUAUUUACAUUAGAUGCUCAAAACGGAUCACUCUUCCUAGAACGAGAGAUAGAUUUGGAUAAAGAAAAGAACUUGCCAGGAAAUACAUUUGUACUUCAAAUUCAAGCCUCUCAAGUAGACAACCCUUUAAAAACUGGAGUAGCUAGAGUUGAAAUAGAAGUUCUUGACCUGAAUGAUAAUUUACCAGAAUUUGAAGUUGAUCUGUAUAACAUAAGUAUUGUAGAAAACCUACCCAAUGGAUUCAGUGUUCUUCAAGUUAUAGCCACAGACAAGGAUCAGGGAGAUAAUGGAGAAUUCAAUUAUCAACUGAAUGAUCCAAGCCAAGCAUUUAUAAUAGAUUCCAGAACUGGAUGGUUGACAGUCCGUGAUCAAGGAAUGUUAGACAGAGAAAAACAAGCUUCAUUAACUAUGACUGUUCUUGCAAAGGAGAAAGUUCCUAGUGUUGUUGCAGCACGAUCCAAUAACCAUUCGAAUGGAGAUUCUUCUUCUGUUACUGUGGAGGUUACUCUUCUUGAUGCAAAUGAUAAUAAUCCCAUGUUCAUUCCAAGUAACCUCUAUGAAUUUAAGAUAAAGAGUGAUGCAAAAAUUGGUGAUGUUGUUGGAAAGGUGACAGCCAUAGAUCCAGACUUAGGCCGCAAUGGCAUGGUAUUGUAUGACUUGCAGCGAACUAGUAAUUUUUCUUCUGGCGUUUCUCCUCUUCCUUUUGCGGUGGAAGCUCAGAGUGGUCAAAUAGUAGUUAUUGACACUCCACUCAUUGAAGGAAGACAUGCUCUCUUCAUUGAAGCUUCUGAUCAGCCUGCAAACCCUAGUGAAAGAAGAUUCUCAUUAGCAGUAGUGACAAUAGAAGUCAUACACACAACAGUUGCAGCUCAUCAUCACACAGAGCCUGAUUUUAUUGGUGCUCCUUAUGAAUUUUGGGUUGGUGCAAAUGUUGCAAUAGGAACAAGUGUAGGUCAAAUUCGUGUAACAGAUGCUGUGGAUAAAAAUCAUAUUAUUUACGACAUGUUACAUAGUUAUCAUGAUGGUGUGCCAUUUGCUGUAGAAGAGCGAUCUGGAACUAUUACUGUAGUUGAGGAAAUGGAUAAAUUUAAAAGAGUUUUAUAUGACUUUGAGGCUGUUGUAACCAAUGGGCAAGAUUUAACAUUAGUAACAAAUGUUACUAUUCAUGUAGUUGAUUUGGAAAAUGAUAAAGAAGUUGUUUCGAAGAAAUCUGGAACAACUCUUGAAUUUAGAGUCCAUGAAAAUUUAUCUGGAGCACUUGUAGGGCAAUUAUUGGGUCACAAUAACACAACAGAUCCAAAUCGUUGGAAGUUAUUACAUUUCAUCAUUGCAAAUCAACAGGAUGUUGCUGAUAAAUUUGCCAUUUCACAAGAUGGAUCUAUUUACACCCAACAAGGUCUUGAUAGGGAAGAACAAGAUGUUUAUAGACUUACAAUAAUAGCCCAAAAUGAUCGUGGAAUCACACGGGGAGAUGAUUUAUAUCAGGUGAAAAUUCAAGUGGAGGAUGAGAAUGAUAAUGCCCCUUUAUUUGACCAUGAUUCAUAUGAAGGUCAAAUUAAGGAAAAUUCCCAUAGUAACACAGAUGUUAUCCUCAAACAUCCUAUCAAAGCAUCAGAUCGAGAUACUGGCGAAAAUGCUGUAUUUUCAUAUAGUCUGCAUGGUGAUGGUAGUGAUAUUUUUGCUAUUGAUCAGACUGGCAGAGUUUAUUUUAAAAGAGGAACAAAUCAUUCAUUAGACCGUGAAAAUAAAGCACUCUACACUCUCACAAUUGUUGCUCAGGACAGAGGAAAUCUAAGUUCAGAAGCAAAGCUAACAAUUCAUGUUGAAGAUAUAAAUGACAAUGCUCCAACUUUCACACAGUUGAUAGUUCUUCAUGAUAAAGAUGUGGAGAUAGCUGAAAAUGGAACCAAUGGAUUUUUAAAUUUAAAAAAUGCUACUGGAUCAGAUGUGUAUAAUAUCUCAAACAAUUAUAAUAACCAGAACAACAAAAAGCAUACUCUUCCUCUGAUAAUGAUUCCAGAAAAUAUUUCAUUAGGAACAGCAAUAUUGAAAAUGGUGGCUGUUGAUAAUGAUCUAGGAAAGAAUUCAAAGGUCACAUAUGCUAUGGUGUCUGAGUUUCAAUUACCUAGCAAUGCUCAUACAACAAACAAGCUCCAAAUGUCAAGAAAUUACUUCAUGGUUAAUCCAUCAAGUGGCGAGCUCUCAGUUGUAAAGCCAUUGCCAUCGGAGUCUGAAUUCCAUUUAAACAUUACUGCAACUGAUGAUGAAGGCCUGUUUGAUAGUAUCACUCUACGAAUUUUUGUGAAAGAUGUUAAUGACCACACACCAUCUUUCAAGAAAUCAUGGUACAACUUUGACCUCUUUGAAGGUCAUUAUUACCAACAUCCAUUAGGAAAAAUUGAAGCAACUGAUGAAGACUAUGGAGAUAAUGCAAAAAUAAAAUAUUCCAUCUUGAAAACUGAUGACACAACACCCUUCCCAUUUACAAUUGGACCUUUAGAUGGUGUUUUACAAGUAACAGGAGAAGUGGAUAGAGAAAAACAUGAUGCUUAUAAAUUUAGUGUUCAAGCAAUAGACAAUGGACCUAUAACUAAUCGCAAACAAGCAACAGUAGAUGUAGAAAUACAUAUUUUGGAUGUAAAUGAUAAUGCUCCAGUCUUUUAUGGGCAUGAAGAGAUUUUAGAAAUAGCCCAUAGAAGAGGUGAAGGAGAAGCAUUCUUGAAUUCUGACACAACAUCUUUACCCGUUUACUAUUCUGCUGUAGUUGAAAAUAGCCCAAUUGGAACAUUUGUUUCAAAAAUUCUUGCAAAUGAUUCUGAUUUCACUGGUAAUGGAAAUGGUCUUCUGUUAUUUGACAUUCCUCGUCAACUGAAUCCUGAUAGUUCUGAUUUAUUUACAAUAGAUUCAAAGGAGGGUAUCAUAACUACAAUAGGAAAAUUAGACUAUGAAAAGCAACAAGCUCAUAACAUCACAAUUGUAGCAUCUGAUCUAGGUAAACCAAGCUUGAGCUCCACAGCAAUUUUAACUGUCUCGGUUAUUGACAUUGCUGAUGAAACAGAAACAAUUGCAAGACCUAUGUUUGCUCAUCGAUAUUAUGAAGUUGAAGUUGAGGAAAAUAGUGCUGUGCCUGUCCCCUUACUAAUUCUGAAUGUUACUGAAACAUACCGAGGCAUAAACCUGAAGUUUAGUAUUGAAGAAGGAAACGACAGUAAAAUGUUUGAAGUAGAUCCAAAUAAUGGAACACUAUAUUUAGUCUCCAGUCCUGAUAGAGAGAAGAAAUCCAGAUUAGAAGUUAAAGUGAAAGCAGAGAGUGUGAAAAAAGGCAGAGCACUUCCUGUAAUGUUAUAUCCUGUUCAUCCAGACAGAUUUGCUGAUCUUGCUCCCAAUGAGGUAAAAAUCAUAGUUCAUGUAAAAGAUGUUAAUGACAAUCCUCCAAGAUUUCCUUCAAAUGGUCGACCCAUAGUAGCAGCUAUUCCAACUACUGCUAAUUAUGGCUACCAAAUUCUACGUUUACAGGCUUAUGACAAAGAUGAAGGGUUAAAUGCUGACAUUCGGUACCAAAUAAUGGGAAGAAUUGAUGAUGAAUCUCACAAAUUUACUAUAGAUCCUGUGACAGGGCAAGUUCGUUCAAUUGUCAGUUUUGCUCGAGAUGCAGGACGAGUAUAUGGAUUUGAUGUAAAAGCAACUGAUAAACAAGGAGCAGAUGAUGGAAAAUCAUCGAUUGCCAAUGUAUUUGUUUAUGUAUUGGAUGAAGAGAAACAAGUGAUAAUGGUGAUGGGAUCUAAGCCUACAACUAUUGAAAGAAAUAUGAAAAACAUUACUUCAGCUCUUUAUAAUGCUACGGGUUUGGAUGUAAGAAUACGAAAACUUGAGCCCCAUACAGAGAGAGAUUUUGAUGAAGGAACUGCAACUGAUUUAUACCUUUAUGCUGUCGACCCAUUAAUGAAUGCUAUCGUGGAUAUGGAUACAUUGCAACAUGUAUUCAGUGCCAAACAAUCAGACAUAAAACACCAAUUGGAACGAUAUAGAGUUCUUGACAUUACAAAUACAGCUUCUAGUGUGGUUAAAUCAAGAAGCCAGCGUUAUUUGCUCUCAUCUCUUGAAGUGGGUGUUGUUGUACUUGGAUGUGUGGUAUUCAUAGGAGCUUUAGCUGCUGCUAUCUGUGUUGGCUGUGUACGGCGGGGAAAACAAAAGAGACAUUUACAAGGUAAAUCAUACCAAUCACAAAUGGGCUUCACAAUAACUAAUCCUCAAGCAACGUUAAGUGGAGGAUCAAAAUCACACCUCUUUUCUUCUUCAUACUUGGAUGGAAUGGGUUGUGGUGACACCACAGACACUUAUGUGGAUAUGCAUUCUAACAAGUCUUUGAACUACAACCAUGUGCCGCAUAAUACCUAUCACACAAGACAUCAGCACGACGUUAAUUGCUCGAGACAUCAUCACAAUCGAAGACGUAGUGCAAUAGGAACAAAAACUCAUGUAUCUCGUUCUACAAGCAACAUUCCUGGUCAUCUGGAAGCUUCUAUGACUUCACUGCAUUCCAGUGGAAAAGACUCAGGCAUUGCGGAUGGAUUACGUCAUGAUCACGGGCGUUGCAUUUGUGGACAUUCCACUAGUCAUUCAUCUGGAGACAGUAGCAACUAUGAAGAUUCUCUGAAGUCAAUAAACCAACAACACAGUGGUGGAAGUUCUAGUGGAAAUCAUCGGACGAGUUCCAUGGCUCGUCGCAGUCAUCUAGCCCCUUCACGACGACGACAGCGACACAAUUCUGUCAGUGGAGACCUUCUUCAGAUUCCUCAGACACAUCAAGUUCCAUCUCAGCAACAAGCAACUUCAAUAGUAUCCACAUUAGUGCGCCGUCAGAGUGAUCGACUGUCAUCAUGUCCAAUUGCCAAUUAAGACUAACUUGUGAAGUAACAGAGUGCCUGCUGUUUGGUAUGAUUAUUUUGAAUUAAUUUAAUGAUGUUUAAGUUGGACUGAUCCAUUGCACCAUAUUUGUAUAUCAAAAAAUAGAUAUAACAUAAGACCAGUUUACCUUAAUGUAGGAAAUAUUUGAUAAAUUCAAUUCAAUGAGCAGUUCUAUUGCACAAUCAUAUUUAUAUGCUUUGUCACUCAGAACUCAAGUUCAUAACUUUCAGAUAUUCCUGAAUCUUAUCUGAAUUAAAUGUUUUGAGUGAAAUUCUUGCAGUAAAUAUACUCUAAUCAUUAUUCAUGAAACAAUUGUGAUAAAUUUCCAUAAGAUUGAGACUGACUGAGAAAGGAUUUGACUGUCAUAAUUUUAGGUACAAGUAGAUUGAUGUCUUGUGCCAAUGAUUGUAUGUAUUUACAUUAUAUCUGAAAAUGUACAUAGAAUGCACUCCUACACACAGCUCAUGUUAAGAAGAUUUUUUGUUUUUUGAUCAGUUUUCAUUCUAUCACAAUUAAACAUCAUUGUUUUUUCAUUUGAAAAAUAAAUUACAUAUUCUUGAAGAAAUUUUCUUUUUUUAUAAAAUUGUAAUGAGUAAUAAAAAGUAAAUAUUUUAUUUUAGAACAAAGUUUUUCUCUCAAAAGGCUUUGAGAGAAAUUCUAACAACAGGUAAUUUUACAUUUCCAUGGAAAAUUUCUUCUUUUCUUCAUACAUUUAUGGUGCUUAAUUGUCAACCAAUGGGAAUGGGUCAAGUCUGACAAAACCAUCAUCAUUCACAGAGAGACAUAUUUCAUAAAGACAAUGGCAAUGGUGGUAGUUCAUCACAGGAAAUCUGUACGUUACAUUCCACCAGUCACAAAGUAUAUGUACCUGUGAAGCCAUGUAUUUUAUAACAUUAUGUAAGAACAAAUAUUUCUAUAAAAUACCUUAUACUAAGGGUUACAAAGUUAAGGAUGAAUAUUUUACAAUUUUACAUUGGCAGUGAAUAAUAGAAGUAUGUUCAGAAGAACAUAUUUUCACGUCUUGAAAUACAAUUACAUGCAGAACAAUCUCAAGAGGAUUUAGGAAAGUUAAAAUAUUUACUUUUAGAAAUAUAGUGGAGUGAAUCAUUCUACAGGAUCUGACAUAAUUGGCAGUAAAAAUGAUGAUUUCAUUUGCCAUCAUGACAUUCAUGUAAGUAUUGUAAAUAAUAUAUUGAAUUUGUCAAAUAGAUUUUAAAAAAAUAUUCAUAUAUGUAACAGUUUGUAUGGGUAUAUGCAUAAUCAGCAUUUAAUCAUGUCAAGCAGUUUCAAGAAGCUGUAUAAACUACAGUUACUCAUGGUACUGUCUUCAGUAAUGACAAAGCAUCAGUUAUGGCAUAUUCAAAUAUCAAAUCUGUAAAACUGUUUCCGAAACAGUAUUAUUUCUAAGGAUAUAUACAGAAUGCAGCAAAAGCAGUAUUCUUGGUACAAGUAACAAGUUACCACUAUUUUUUGGAAUUUGAAAGUGUUCAUCGUUUAAAUGCUUAAGUAUAGACCAUUAUGUAUGAUGUUUGUGCUCCACUCUCCUGUAAAUACUACAUUUUGUGCAACUGUCCGACAAGGGCCCAAUUCAUUUGUAAUAUAUGUGUGUAUUUUUAAUUAUAAUAAAUGCAUAGAUUUUUUAUUUAUUCGCAUUAUUUUACUCCCUUAUGCAAAUAUUCCUUCACAUGCUACAGUACCAAGAACAUAGUAUUUU
Molecule: messenger RNA, 7528 nt
Organism: Gryllus bimaculatus (two-spotted cricket)
Lineage: Eukaryota; Metazoa; Arthropoda; Insecta; Orthoptera; Gryllidae
Source: the annotation of a GenBank genome assembly